AUGACAAGUGUUGUAGUCGGAGGACUAUUCAAUGCCGUAGCAAUUGCAGGAGCUGGAUUCCUGUUCAGCAAAUUAAACCACAGUGGAUACGAGGACGAAAUGAAAAGACAUAACACAGCGUUGGAUAAAUUAGCGAAAGCUAAAGAAAAAUGGUACGAAAGUCAAGUGGAAAAAAAGAACAGAAUUCCAAUACUCAGGCAGGAACUAGUCGACGCCAAAUCGGAUAUGGAAACGACAAACCGUGCUCUGGACUCCUUGCGGAAAGUGCAGGAGGAACUAACACUGGAUAAACAACCAACAAUUCACGAUUACUACAAACCAUCAAGCGAAAUGGAAGAAUAUCAGCAGAUCAGAUUGGAAUAUUGGGACUGGGGUCUGGAUUCAUAA
Paramuricea clavata is the source of this 387-nucleotide messenger RNA. NCBI's taxonomy places the organism in Eukaryota, Metazoa, Cnidaria, Anthozoa, Malacalcyonacea, Plexauridae. The record is from the annotation of a GenBank genome assembly.